AUGGUGCACAUGGCUAUUCCUGAAUUGGUUUUUGUUUUUAGCGGCAAGCGAAAAUCAGGAAAAGAUUUUGUUGCCAGUCUGCUUCAGCAAAAUUUCACCCAGUCCAGAUGUGGGAUAAUGCGACUGUCAGAACCACUAAAAAAACAAUAUGCAUUGGAAAAUAAACUUGCUUAUGAGCAACUUCUGGAUUCUUCUUCUUACAAAGAAAAAUUUCGAGCUGACAUGAUCAAAUGGGGUGAGGAAAAACGUGACAAAGAACCAGAUUAUUUUUGCCGUCUUGCUACUUCCUUCAGGUUGACAAGUGAGGCUAACAAGCCCAUUUGGAUUAUCAGUGAUGCCAGAAGACCCACAGACAUUGAAUACUUCCAUAGAAAUUAUCCAAACCAAGUGCGGACAGUGCGAAUUAUCGCUGAUGAGAGUGUCCGACAACAGCGAGGCUUCCAUUUUGUGGCAGGUGUUGAUGAUGCUGUAUCAGAAUGUGGUUUGGAUAGUUUCCAACAUUGGGACUUCAUCAUCACUAAUAAUGGAGAUGCUAAUCAACUGAAUUCACAAAUUAAGGCAAUGAUCCAAUCCAUUCCAUUGACUGCUAAACUUUGA
This is a messenger RNA of Acanthosepion pharaonis, 597 nucleotides long. Lineage: Eukaryota; Metazoa; Mollusca; Cephalopoda; Sepiida; Sepiidae. The record is from the annotation of a GenBank genome assembly.